Molecule: messenger RNA, 1599 nt
Organism: Acaulospora morrowiae
Lineage: Eukaryota; Fungi; Glomeromycota; Glomeromycetes; Diversisporales; Acaulosporaceae
Source: the annotation of a GenBank genome assembly
AUGGCAUGCAAUCAACCCCAACUUCCGUUCGACUGUAUUCUGGAAAUCUUAAAAUUUCUUCAGAACGAUUACAGAUCAUUAUUAUCCUGUAUACAGAUCAAUCGAACAUGGUGUCAACUGGUCAUUCCUCAAAUAUGGCGCCGACCUUUUGAAAAUCUCCUAUGUAGAGAGGAAGGAGCAAAACUGAUUCAAAUUUACGUUUCCUUGUUCGAUGAUUCCGAGAUACAACAAUUAAAUGCUGCCAAUAUCACCUUACCAAAUACACCUAAACCAUUAUUUAAUUAUCCUGAAUUUUUACGUGAGUUGGACGUUGAUCACUUUCAAGUGGCAGUUCAAGAUUGGCAUUGGAUGUUGAUGAGUAAGAAUCAAAGCACUAUUGCUCUAACACCGUCCCGUAACAAGCUUGUCGGAGGUUUGAUAUUUAGUCAUUGUAAUGGAUUGUGUCAUUUGAACAUUAACACGAUAAACAGUUAUUUGGAAGACGUCUCGGUGUGGAAGGGCGCUCAGCUGGCGUUAUCGACCCUUCAGAAAUUAGAAAUUCAAUACGAUUCAGGACUCGAGGCAUUCCAUGAAGAAAAAAUCUCUUCAUUAUUUGACUUCCUAUCUUCUUUCUCCAGGGACAUUAGAAAAAUUUCAAUUAACAUUGAUAUCGAUUUCAUGUUGGAUGGAGGCCUCUCAAAUGCUGGUCUCGCAUUCUCAAAGUUGCUUAGGUCACAGAAACAUGUUAAAAUCUUAGAAACAAACGAAUUUUGGGAUUGCAAUUCUUCGUCGAUUAUUUUUAAUGCACUACAAGUGCAAGCAAAAUCUUUGACAUCCCUUAAGAUCAAUGGUAUAACUAGGAUGGACCUGCUAUUCCCAGUGUUAACCUCAUGUCAAAACCUAGAAACAUUGUCCUUAAAUGGAGUAGAGGAUUCGUAUUACAUGGAUAUUAAUGAUGCCUACUUUUCACCUUUGACUUCUCUGAAAUUAAAAAACCUGGACUGUUGGGGUUAUUUUGAUCAUCACAGUACUCUAGAACUCAUAAUGUUGGUCCUUAAAAUGACGAAUUCUAACCUCAGAACCCUAAGAAUUAAGAAAGUCACCGCACCAUUCAUGGAUGCCAUCAGUCAAUAUUGUCCAAAUAUUAAUAAUCUCACCCUUGUCAUUUCAAGUAAUGAAUAUCCAAAUCUUUUACCCUUGUUUGGUUCGCUUCAUAGUCUCACUCAUUUGUCACUGGGUGUUGUAAACAAAAAAACCGAACAAAGCAGACAUCAAAUCUAUCUAUUUACCGAAAAGAUAAUCAGGUCACUUCCCUCCACGUUAGAAUAUUUGGCUAUUGACUUUAAUAUUAACAUCAGAGAUUGGAAAAUGUUUUUUCGGAAUUGUAGACUAAAGCUUAAAGAAUUAGUAUUACAUCAGAGAGAAUUGAUUCAAGAUUCUUAUUUAAAAGUGGUGGUGGACUAUGCAAAGGAGUUCGAAAGCUUGAAAGUGUUAAAAUAUCAACGCCCUUAUUCCUGGUAUGGGGGUAGCUUUUCCUCCAAGGCUUUGAAAGAGGCUAAAUGUUUCAUUCCAACUAUCGAGUUAGCAAAGCCUUUUGGUGAAUUGGUUUACGAUGCGUAA